AUGUUUUCUUUUUUAUGGAUAUUUAGAAGGCGUCGACCACGUCGCAACGAUGAUGAUAAUGAAAAUGGAUCUAGUUAUUUGUUCAAUGCUUGUGGUCGACCAGUUGGGGAGGUGAAAGUGAUUAAUUUGAACCAUAAGAGCAAGAUGCAAAUACAUCGUUAUGUGCUAACACAAUUUCAAGAGUUACUUCAACCAUUUGAAAGGUACCAAAUAUUGAUGAGGCCAAUCCCGAGGAAGAUUGUUGAUAGCAUUGGUUAUGGUCCAAGUCUAUAUGCUAAAAGAAUGAAGGUUUCAUCACCGCUACUAGCUUGGUACCUACAGUUACCAAGAAAUAUGAUCCCAAAGCUUUACCUCUUGAUAAGAGGUUUAUGUCUCGAACCUUCAACACCUCAACUAAUACUCCAACACAAGAUACCGCUACUAGCUUGGUACCUACAGUUACCAAGAAAUAUGAUUCCAAAGCUUUACUACUUGAUAAGAGGUUUAUGUCUCGAACCUUCAAGACCUCAACUAAUACUCCAGCACAAGAUCCCGCUACUAGCUUGGUACCUACAGUUACCAAAAAACAUGAUCCCAAAGCUUUACCUCUUAAUAAGAGGUUUAUGUCUCGAACCUUUAAUACCUCAACUAAUACUCCAGCACAAGAUCUCGUUACUAGCUUGGUACCUACAGUUACCAAGAAACAUGAUCCCAAAGAGCAAGAUGAGCCUUUAAAGAGCAAGGAUGUUGUUGAAGAGACAUGUAAGGGAAAUGAAGAUCCCAAAAAGCAAGAUGAGCCUUCAAAGGAAAUGGAGAUAAUACUUCCUGGGAGAAGAAAACAAGUGUGGAAGCUAGGGGGUAAUGUUCAUUGGAAAGAAAAUAUAGAUGUGGAUCCUGAUGAGGUUGUCCAAGUAGAAGGUAUACAUACUUGAAUGAUCAUAAUAUGCAUAUUUGAUACAAAUUGUGUAUUUAUUAUUAACUGUUUUUUUGAUUGAGCAAAGACAACAGAGAAUGAGCCUCCCAAAUUAGAAAUAAUAGAGGGGACUAUAGUUGCUAAGCAUGUUUGGUGCUUACCAUCAGGAAGAAGGAUCAUUGUUCAUUUUAAUGAAUAUACUCAACCAAUUUGAAGGGGGGACUUGUACUUGUUCAUUUUCUGUCUGAAUUGUCAAAAGAUGGAACCUUUUGUCCACUUGGAGCACAAAAUUGGAAGCGUGUUGAUAAUCAUUACAAGCAAAGGAUCAUUAAAACGGUUUGGGAAUGCAUUAAACAUUCUUUAUUAUUAUAAUUUGAUAUUACUACAGUUGGAUGAAGUAGAUAUGAUAAUGACUUAUAUAAAGUUUUAUAUAUUCAUGGGGAGUUUGGUAAUUGAGGUAAUCUCAUAUUUGAAAAUAAUUGUUGGCCUUGAAUCACAAAUGGGUAGUAUGUAUUUUGGCUAAAGUUUGUGCAUUUUGUUUGAUUUGUUGUAGAUUUUUGCAGCUGAUGUUCAUGUUAUAACCAACAAAUCAUCUUUUGACAAACUUUUAACUUUUAAAUUUUGCUCUCUUAAACAUCGAUAAAUAUAUGUGUAUGUGAAUGUUGAUCAAAUUAGGCACCUAUGUUGUUUGGACUUUUUUGACCAAGCUACAACUUAAGGUCAAAGCUACAUCAGCGAAUGUAUGUGCGUAUAUGAAUAUCAAAUGCUAAUACUUUUGUGGAUAUGAUUGAUUUAGUAUGAUAUUCGUUAGUAAUUAUGUAUCUUUGAUGAAUUUAAUGUAGAAUGGAAAAUAAAUACAUUUUCAACGCUUGUAAAUGUCAAAAGCAUAUAUCUAGAUAUCAAGGGCUUUAAAAGGUUUUAUUUUCAUUUAGACAUAUAAAAGCGCCUAAAAUAUUAAGCACUAUCCACAUGAAAAAGGGUCUAAAAAAAUCAGCAUUUCUACACAAAAAAGCGUCUAAAAACGUGAAAUUGUGGUAUGGAUGUAAGGCGGGAAAUCUUUUUCCCCACAGUAAAAAGCGUCAGAAAAUAGAUAUAACAUCCACUGGAAAAAGAAUCGAGAAAAAAGCGUCUAAAAUUUGUAACUGUAGUUUUUUAGAUGCUUCGUCAAGCGUCGAAAAUAUAGUUUUUGACGGUUAAAACCGUCGAAAAAAACCAUAGUUUUUCCGUCUAAAAGCUCCGUGUUUUUUAGUAGUGAUAUAAUUAAGAGAAAAUCUACUACUUCUAGUAGGCACUUAUAUCAAGAAUAAACAGCUGCACCAAAAACCUUCUUAUAAUUUUUUUAAUUAAAUAAAUAAUAAAUAUAACAUAAAGUAUAUUUGAAAUAAUAAAUAAUACAAUUAUGACAUUUAUAGAAAUAACAUGCCUUCAUGUUGUGUGGAAAACUUGUAUGAUAUUGUUGUAAAAAAAAUUAAAUUGUUUAUAACAGAGAGAAGAAAGUUUUGAGAGAGUGAGUGAAGUGCGUUUAGUUAAAGUUGA
Molecule: messenger RNA, 2428 nt
Organism: Amaranthus tricolor (Joseph's coat)
Lineage: Eukaryota; Viridiplantae; Streptophyta; Magnoliopsida; Caryophyllales; Amaranthaceae
Exons: 4
Coding region: 1-714 (237 amino acids)
Source: RefSeq, a predicted model, not a curated record